Molecule: messenger RNA, 748 nt
Organism: Mytilinidion resinicola
Lineage: Eukaryota; Fungi; Ascomycota; Dothideomycetes; Mytilinidiales; Mytilinidiaceae
Exons: 1
Coding region: 242-634 (130 amino acids)
Source: RefSeq, a predicted model, not a curated record
GGGUGAAAGUCGUAUAUCAUUUCUCGGCUUUUGACGAUGCACAGUGGCUAAGCGUAAAUAAGCAAGUAACUAACCACAAGUCAGGAGGACCCCCUGGGGGGUAACAGCGGCUUCAAUGGUUAAACGUGGUGAAUUGAGGACGGACUCAUGAUAGUCCUCUAGGUGAUUGGUACUCUUCGGACGACUUAACACACCAGCGUUAUUAUACCACCAUCACACCAAGUGUAUUAUACCAAUCAGCAUGCACUUACGCAAGUAUCGCAGAUCCCAACUUUCCAACAUGCGCUACUUUCGUGGGUUGAUUAUGUUGGUUGUGGCACUCCUCUGCGUCUUUAUUCUGACUUCCCUGAAACAAACUAUCAAAAAGGUGUCGAGAGAGCCAUACUCACCUCCCUCGGACCACCUUCCCCCCAUCGAUAACCUCAAGGUAGAUCUACAGAACAUCUCUCAGAGACUCCUGCAUCCCCGAGCAUGGCCCCCACCGGCUCUCUCAGACGGUCGAUUCGACGAACUCGCCUGCAAGGGCGCGAAGAUGUUGGAAGCCAUGGCGGCUAGUGACGACGAGGCCGCCAAGAUCCUAGGUCUCCCCUCUACAAUCGUUAAAUGGAACGACUUCAGCGAUUUGAAGAAGUAGGGAUGGGACAGUGCCGACUUCAGUGCAUACUACCCGGAUGCCUGGACGGUCAAUUGCUCUAUCCUGAGGGCGUUUGCAGGGCUCGGGAUAUCGACCACCAUGUUUGACAAUCCG